Molecule: messenger RNA, 327 nt
Organism: Hyaloperonospora brassicae
Lineage: Eukaryota; Oomycota; Peronosporomycetes; Peronosporales; Peronosporaceae
Source: the annotation of a GenBank genome assembly
AUGUUUGAACCAUAUCGACCGUCUAAGACGCUGCAUGGUGCUGGCACGCAGGAGCGACGGGUACCCCCUUCCCCGUCGCCCGAAGCUGGCAUGCAGGAGCGACGGGUACCCACUUCUCCGUCGUUUGACUUGGCACUCGAAGCAUCCAGGAUGGAGCCCAUACUUUCACACGAUGAAAUACAGCGUCUUCUGGAACGGGCGCGCAAGAUGGCGGAGACAACGCAUCGAGUACAGGUGGCAAGGACGCAAGCAACUUCUUCGAUCCCAGGCUACAUGCCUGGUUCUAUUGCGGCGCAGAACCGUGGUCGGUUCGGCCGCUCAAAGUGA